AUGUCGGAGACUGCAUGUGAUGUCCUCAUCGUUGGGGCCGGUCCCACUGGUCUGACCUUGGCGAUUGAGUUAGCCGCGAGAAAGGUCGACUUCCGGAUUGUGGAAUCGAGGGCAGAACAGUCCGACAAAUCGAGAGCUCUUGUGGUGCAACCUCGCAGCCAGGAGUUGCUCUACCGUUACGGAGACAUCCAGGAACUCAUCUCACGGGCACGGCAACCCAGCGGCAUUGCGACGUGGAUCAAUCAGAAACCUGUCCUCGACAUCACUUUCGGCAGCUCGGACGAACUAGCGCGCGAGUAUGGAACGGACUUUCCGCGUCCCUUGCUGGCGUCACAAGCCGAGACGGAGCGCUUCUUGAAUAAGCGCCUGGAGGAGGUCUCAAAGAUCCUCCCAGAACGCGGUACAACAGCCCAGUCGAUCAAUCAGGACGAGACUGGAGUGACGGUUACGCUCAAGAGAGGAACGCAAGUCGAAAAUCUUCGCUGCAAAUAUGUUGUUGGCGCCGACGGAUCCAACAGCACCGUUCGACAAGCUGGCACAAAGUUCCAGUUCAAGGGCGCAGAGUACCCGCAGGAGUUCCUCCUCUGCGACUGUCGCGUGAAGUGGAAGCAGCCUCAAGAAGCAAAGGCCAUGUUCAUGCUCGGCCAGGGUUCGCUCAUUGUAAUGCCUCUCGAUGACGACGUGAUUCGGCUUGCCGGGAGCAGCUGGCUGGGGAAAACGGACAGAGACCCAACACUCCAAGACUUCCAAGACCAGCUCGAUAAGAUGGCACCGGGCCAAGGGGAGCUCUUCGACCCGAUUUGGCUGAACAAAUUCCACUUGUCCAAUCGUGGGGUGAAUAGCUACCGCGAUGGGCGACUAUUCCUGGCCGGAGAUUCCGCUCAUGUUCAUAGCCCUGCAGGUGGCCAGGGCAUGAACACUGGAAUACAAGAUGCGAUUAACCUGGGCUGGAAGCUGGCGGAGGUGCUGCAGCACAAGAGAGAAGGAGGAUUCCUUGAUACAUACAACAACGAGAGAUCGCCAGUGGGCAAGACGGUACUCGCCAGGACUGACCGGAUUUUCACAGUCAUGACCUCGCAGAACUUCUUUGCUACGUUGCUUCGCAACUAUUUGGGGCCGCUUGUUCAACCUCUGAUAUUCAGAGACUCGGAUCGCUGGAAGAUGGCUUACAGAUUCUCAUCUCAACUCAACAUUCGCUAUAGAAAGAGCGACAUUGUGGCUACUGGCAGCAACUUUAGUGGUCCGGUGCGCGGAGGAGAUAGAGCGCCAAACGGCACUUUGAUUGGACCCGAUGGGCAAGGAAAGCUUUAUGAUCUCUUCCGUUCUUUGGGCUAUCAGCUUCUUCUGUUCACUGGAACGGGCGAGAGAUGUACGUCCGAGAAGGAGUUGAAUGCUGCUGUUGCUGGCUGCGGGCCUGUUGAUGUGCACAUCAUCUCCAGCCAAGAAGACGUGGGGUACUUUGAUCAGGACGGGAGCUUGCACAAGUUGUAUGGGUUCGACAAUGCGGGAUACGUCGAAAUAUCACCGGCGCUCUUUUUCUAUCCUGAAGACUACCAAUUUUUUGUCAAGCAAUCAUUCAUCAUGGCUUCCGAGAGCACAGCCGCCUUCUGGGCGAAGACCGACAAGUAUCUGAUGUCCACACGCGUCCCUUACUCUCCUGUCAUCAUCACUAAAGCCAAGGGCACGAAGCUUUACGAUGCCGAAGGGCGCCAAAUCUUGGACUUUACGUCUGGUCAAAUGAGCUCUGUCUUAGGUCACUCACAUCCGGAAAUUGUGGAGGUUGUUCAGAAAUACGUCGCCGAGCUCGAUCAUCUGCUUAGCAAUAUGAUCACUCAACCUGUUGCUGAUCUCGCUGAGAGACUGGGCAAGCUGCUGCCCGCCCCCCUUGAAAAGUCCUUUUUCCUCAACACUGGCUCGGAAACGACGGAAGCCGCCAUUAAGAUGGCGAAGCUCCACACCGGCAAAUUCGAAAUCGUCGCAAUGUCGGCCAGUUAUCACGGCCUGACUUCAGGUUCGGGCUCCGCGACGUACUCCGCCGGCCGAAAGAACGCCGGCCCCGCAAUGCCGGGACAGCUUGCGUUCCCCGCACCAUACGCUUACCGCUCCAUCUUUCGCACGCCCGACGGCGCCUACGACUGGGAGAAGGAGAUGGACUUUGGCUGGUCCAUGAUUGAUAGGCAGAGUGUCGGGUCUCUGGCGGCAUUCAUCAUGGAACCCAUUCUUUCUACCGGCGGCAUCCUCGACUUGCCCAAGGGCUACCUCAAGCGCCUGAGCGAGGAGUGCAAGAAGCGCGACAUGCUGCUCAUUCUCGACGAGGCGCAGACGGGGGUGGGUCGGACCGGCCAGAUGUUCGCAUUCGAGCACGACGAUACCGUCCCCGAUAUCCUUUGCUUGUCAAAGACUUUGGGGUGCGGUCUGCCCCUGGCGUCUGUCAGUACGACCGCCGAGGUCGCGCAAGGGUGCAAGAAGGCCGGUUUUCUUUGGUUGACGACCCAUCUCAACGACCCCCUCACAGCAGCGGUUGGCAACAAGGUCCUUGAGAUUGUAGAACGCGACAACAUUUGCCAGCGCGCGACCGACCGCGGAGAACAACUUCGUGCUGGCCUCUUGAAGCUUCAGGAGAAGUAUUGGUGCAUUGGCGAUGUUCGUGGACGUGGUUUGCUUCAGGGUAUCGAGAUUAUUUCCAACGCUGAGACAAAGGCGCCUGGAUCGGACCUUGGACAGGCUGUUUCCGAUAGGGCAAUGGUUUUGGGUCUGUCGUGUAACAUUGUUAAUCUGCCGGGCAUGGGCGGUGUUUUCCGGCUGGCGCCUCCGGUGACUGUGAGUGCCGAGGAGAUUGAGGAGGGUCUGAGGAUAUUAGAUGAGGCUUUUGGCUAUGUGUUGGAGCAGCGAGAGAAAACGACCCCUACGGCGUAG
Molecule: messenger RNA, 2916 nt
Organism: Colletotrichum orchidophilum
Lineage: Eukaryota; Fungi; Ascomycota; Sordariomycetes; Glomerellales; Glomerellaceae
Product: aminotransferase class-III
Exons: 3
Coding region: 1-2916 (971 amino acids)
Cellular component (GO): mitochondrion
Molecular function (GO): FAD binding; transaminase activity; pyridoxal phosphate binding
Source: RefSeq, a predicted model, not a curated record